Molecule: messenger RNA, 5693 nt
Organism: Cebus imitator (Panamanian white-faced capuchin)
Lineage: Eukaryota; Metazoa; Chordata; Mammalia; Primates; Cebidae
Gene: SIK2
Product: salt inducible kinase 2
Exons: 15
Coding region: 165-2933 (922 amino acids)
Biological process (GO): microtubule cytoskeleton organization; intracellular signal transduction; protein phosphorylation
Cellular component (GO): cytoplasm
Molecular function (GO): ATP binding; protein serine/threonine kinase activity; tau-protein kinase activity
Source: RefSeq, a predicted model, not a curated record
CGGCGCACGUCAGCGGCGGCGCGCGCCUGGCUGGGCCCUGCAGAGCGGGAGGGAAGGAGCGAAGGAGCAAGCGGAGCUGCCGUCGCCCAAGCCGAGACGCGCUGCCAGCCCUCCCGCCCGCCCGCCCGCGCUCCUGUCCGCCGUGUCUAGCAGCGGGGCCCAGCAUGGUCAUGGCGGAUGGCCCGAGGCACUUGCAGCGCGGGCCGGUCCGGGUGGGGUUCUACGACAUCGAGGGCACGCUGGGCAAGGGCAACUUCGCCGUGGUGAAGCUGGCGCGGCACCGGAUCACCAAGACGGAGGUGGCAAUAAAAAUAAUCGAUAAGUCUCAGCUGGAUGCAGUGAACCUUGAGAAAAUCUACCGAGAAGUACAAAUAAUGAAACUGUUAGACCACCCUCACAUCAUCAAACUUUAUCAGGUUAUGGAGACCAAAAGUAUGUUGUACCUUGUGACAGAAUAUGCCAAAAAUGGAGAAAUUUUUGACUAUCUUGCUAAUCAUGGCCGGCUAAAUGAGUCUGAAGCAAGGAGAAAAUUCUGGCAAAUCCUGUCUGCUGUUGAUUAUUGUCAUGGUCGGAAGGUUGUGCACCGUGACCUCAAAGCUGAAAAUCUCCUGCUGGAUAACAACAUGAAUAUCAAAAUAGCAGAUUUCGGUUUUGGAAAUUUCUUUAAAACUGGUGAACUGCUGGCAACAUGGUGUGGCAGCCCCCCUUAUGCAGCCCCAGAAGUCUUUGAAGGGCAGCAGUAUGAAGGACCACAGCUGGACAUUUGGAGUAUGGGAGUUGUUCUUUACGUCCUUGUCUGUGGAGCUCUGCCCUUUGAUGGACCAACGCUUCCGAUUUUGAGGCAGAGGGUUCUGGAAGGAAGAUUUCGGAUUCCAUAUUUCAUGUCAGAAGAUUGCGAGCACCUUAUUCGAAGGAUGUUGGUCCUAGAUCCAUCCAAACGGCUAACCAUAGCUCAAAUCAAGGAGCAUAAAUGGAUGCUCAUAGAAGUUCCUGUCCAGAGACCUGUUCUCUAUCCACAAGAGCAAGAAAAUGAGCCAUCCAUCGGGGAGUUUAAUGAGCAGGUUCUGCGAUUGAUGCACAGCCUUGGAAUAGAUCAGCAGAAAACCAUUGAGUCUUUGCAGAACAAGAGCUAUAACCACUUUGCUGCCAUUUAUUUCUUGUUGGUGGAGCGCCUGAAAUCACACAGGAGCAGUUUCCCAGUGGAGCAGAGACUUGAUGGCCGCCAGCGCCGGCCUAGCACCAUUGCUGAGCAAACGGUUGCCAAGGCACAGACUGUGGGGCUCCCAGUGACCGUGCAUUCACCCAACAUGAGGCUGCUGCGAUCUACCCUCCUCCCCCAGGCAUCCAACGUGGAGGCCUUUUCAUUUCCAGCAUCAGGCUGUCAGGCGGAAGCAGCAUUCAUGGAAGAAGAGUGUGUGGACACUCCAAAGGUAAACGGCUGUCUGCUUGACCCUGUGCCUCCUGUCCUAGUACGGAAGGGAUGCCAGUCACUGCCCAGCAACAUGAUGGAGACCUCCAUUGAUGAAGGGCUGGAGACAGAAGGAGAGGCCGAGGAAGACCCCACUCAUGCCUUCGAGGCCUUUCAGUCCACACGCAGUGGGCAGAGACGGCAUACUCUGUCAGAAGUGACCAAUCAACUGGUCGUGGUGCCUGGGGCAGGGAAAAUUUUCUCCAUGAACGACAGCCCCUCCCUUGACAGUGUGGACUCUGAGUAUGAUAUGGGGUCUGUUCAGAGGGACCUGAACUUCCUGGAGGAUAACCCUUCCCUUAAGGACAUCAUGUUAGCCAAUCAGCCCUCACCCCGCAUGACAUCUCCCUUCAUAAGCCUGAGACCUACCAACCCAGCCAUGCAGGCUCUGAGCUCCCAGAAACGGGAGGUCCACAACAGGUCUCCAGUGAGCUUCAGAGAGGGCCGCAGAGCAUCGGAUACCUCCCUCACCCAAGGAAUUGUAGCAUUUAGACAACAUCUUCAGAAUCUGGCUAGAACCAAAGGAAUUCUAGAGUUGAACAAAGUGCAGCUGUUGUAUGAACAAAUAGGACCAGAGGCAGACCCUAACCUGGCACCAGCAGCUCCUCAGCUCCAGGACCUUGCUAGCAGCUGCCCUCAGGAGGAAGUUUCUCAGCAGCAGGAAAGCGUCUCCACUCUCCCUGCCAGCGUGCAUACUCAGCUGUCCCCACGGCAGAGCCUGGAGACCCAGUACCUGCAGCACAGACUCCAGAAGCCCGGCCUCCUGUCAAAGGCACAGAACACCUGUCAGCUUUAUUGCAAAGAACCACCACGGAGCCUUGAGCAGCAGCUGCAGGAACACAGGCUCCAGCAGAAGCGACUCUUUCUCCAGAAGCAGUCUCAACUGCAGGCAUAUUUUAAUCAGAUGCAGAUAGCAGAGAGCUCCUACCCACAGCCAAGUCAGCAGCUGCCCCUUUCCCGCCAGGAGACUCCACCGCCUUCUCAGCAGGCCCCGCCGUUCACCCUGAGCCCGGUCCUGGAGCCUUCCUCUGAGCAGAUGCAAUACAGCCCUUUCCUCAGCCAGUACCAGGAGAUGCAGCUUCAGCCCCUGCCCUCCACUUCAGGUCCCCGGGCUGCUCCUCCGCUGCCCACACAGCUACAGCAGCAGCAGCCACCACCGCCACCACCACCGCCACCACCACGACAGCCAGGAGCUGCCCCAGCCCCCUUACAAUUCUCCUAUCAGACUUGCGAGCUGCCAAGCGCUGCUUCCCCUGCUCCAGACUAUCCCACUUCCUGUCAGUAUCCUGUGGAUGGAGCCCAGCAGAGCGACCUCACGGGGCCAGACUGUCCCAGAAGCCCAGGACUGCAGGAGGCCCCCUCCAGCUAUGACCCACUAGCCCUCUCUGAGCUACCUGGACUCUUUGAUUGUGAAAUGCUAGACGCUGUGGAUCCACAACACAACGGGUAUGUCCUGGUGAAUUAGUCUCAGCACAGGAAGUGAGGUGGGUCAGGCAACGGAAGAGUGUAUGUUUCUAUUUUUAUUCCAGCCUUUUCAAUUUAAAGCUUAUUUUCUUGCCCUCUCCCUAAUGGGAGAAAUCAAGUCACCCAAUGGAAUCAGAGGGCCUGUUGGGGUGGAUGUUGCUUCCUCCUGGUUCUGCCCCACCACAAAGUUUUCUGUGGCAAGUGCUGGAACAUAGUUGUAGGCUGAGGCUCAUGCCUUAAUGUCAAGUGGAGCAAGCUCUCAAGGGAGGCACUGACAAAUGUGUUCCUAAGAAGACAUUCAGACCCAGGUUUUAUGCCGGAUUACAUCAGUUUAUUAUCAAGGGCAACCUUGGUGAAAGCAGAAAAGGUGUGUGCUAUGGCAUAUAUAUGGGGGAAAAAAGGCAAUAUAUUUUUUCACUGAAGGUGAGCAACAACAUAUUGCUACAAGGCAAAUCAAGAAGACAUCAGGAGAUCGGGUGCACAGGGAAUAAAGGAAAGCUGUGCUUUGUCAUUGAAUCCUAAGUUCUUACCUGCUGAUGCAAGUUAUCACCCAAGGCCAUCACAAAGCAGUGGAUCGGGGCCACUAAAUAACAGCUGGUACCCCUGAGACCACCUUCAUGUCCAUUCAGGAGCAGGUGACACACCUCUUCAGAAGGUGCCCUGGGUUGCCGACUGUCAGAAUGUACUCAGGACUCCAAAGGUGUCACACGUAGAACUGACAGGAGACCUGCCACAGUGGAGGCAGGGGGCAAGAAACUCAAGAAAGCAUCAAGAGCACCAGCCCUGGGCCAGGGAAGGCAGGCUCUUCCUGCAGUCUCUCUUGGACACUGCUGGCUUGGGGGCAGUCGGUCUCCAGGGUACCUGUUGUCUCUUUUCCAAUGUAAUAACUACUUUGACCUUACACUAUAUGUUGCUAGUAGUUUAUUGAGCUUUGUAUAUUUGGACAGUUCCAUAUAGGGCUUAGAGAUUUUAAGGACACGAAAAAUGAACUUUUACGUCCCAUGUGAAGUGGUAGUGCUGUGCCUUUCCCCCAGAUCAUGCUUUAAUUCUUUCUUUUCUGUAGAAACCAACAGUUUCCAUUUAUGUCAAUGCUAAAUCCAAAGUCACUUCAGAGUUUGUUUUCCACCAUGUGGGAAUCAGCAUUCUUAAUUUCCUUAAAGUUUUGACUUGUAAUGAAAUGUUCAAGUAUUACAGCAAUAUUCAAAGAACCACAGAUGUGUUAACCGUUUAAGCAGAUCAUCUGCCAAACUCGUUAUAUUACUAAUAAAACUUAACCAGUGCUUACAAUUCAGUCAUCAAAGUAAGUGAAAAAUAGAUGCUAUAGCUAGCUAACUGUAUCCCUAGAAGUGAUGAGUAAUUUGUCAUUUGGACAGUUAACAUCCAGGUGUUACAAAUUCAGUGUUAAUUCAAAGAUGAUAGUUUCUGCCCUUCAGAAUGGCUCGUUCCAUCAGCAGAUGAAUGUGUUAAGCACAAAGCAUCUUCUUUAAAGCACAGAGUCUAACUGAUGCUGCAUCUAGAAAACACCUUUAAGUUGCCUUUCCUCUUUGUAGUUAGUGUCCAGGCAGGUGAGGAAGUAUGGAAAGCCUAAGGGGUUCCAUUCUGGCCAUGCGAACCCAGCCCCUACCGACGUUAGUAACCUGAGCAGUCCCUGUUGCUGGCCAGAGACUGCCUGGUCGCCAGCCCUCACCAUGGGUGCCAGGACGCUUUGCAGAGGCACUGUGCUCGCAGUUGGACUCUGGAUGUCAGUGGGAAAGGGCAGUAUGGGGACUGUCAUUUUUGUGAUUUAAUCAUACACAGUGAAAAUCCAGGAAGAAUGACUUAAGCUCCUUCUGGGAGUUGUUUAUUCCUACUCAUGCUUAAGAUUGAUGAUUUCGUGAAAUAAAGAACAUGAUUUCAUUUAAGAGAUCAUUUCAUUAAGAUCUCUAAUCUGUUUUGAGUCUUUGCAAAAUAGCCAGUUAUAAAAUGGGGCUUGAUUUGUUUAGACUGAAGGAAGACAUUUUCCCAAGAUAUACUACAGAAGUGCUGCUGCAAUAUUUGCGAUAUUAAAAUGCCUUCCAGAUUGAAAGUGAAGGCCGCUCAUUUCAGAACUGCAGGAAUGGUAUAGUUACAGCGUGAUAUAAACUCCUGCCCCCCAACAAUGCCAUGAGUUGCUUAGUCCAGGAGACCUGGGAGCUAAGGCAGGAUGGUUAGGCUGACAGAUGAGGGACUGCAGAGAGGCUAUUUGAAGGUUAGGGACCCAGAGAGAAAUGGAGAGACACCCUGCAGUAGCCAGGCCCAUCAGGAACCGUCAGGCACAGCAGUGGUGUGAACACCGGCCUGAUGCACAGCAUGAUCCCUCCUGCUGGAACCUGUGUUUUAAGCGCCUAUUUGCUUAUCUCAUUUAUUUCAAGCAGAAAUCAAUAAAUUUCAUAACCCUCUGUAUUGACUGCAAUGUAAGCUGCUGAGGAGACUGGUUCUGUUGGUCAGUCAGGUGUUUGCUCAGCCCUGUUUGAUCACGUCUGCUGCCCUGUCCCCAACUUGUGACCCAUGGAAGCUUCCAAGCAGUUUUCUCUUCAUCAAUACUAAUAUAACACUAAGAAGUCUUAGUACCACUCUUUCUGAGGGGCUACUCUGAAGCACUGACUUGCUUUCCAGUCUGUUUCACAGGAGCAGUGUGUACACUACUGUAUCAUCAUCAUUAGCUUCAUCAUCCUGUAAACCAGGCUCCUCUGAAGAGACUCUGGUGAGAUGAACGUGAGGUAAAAAUUUCAUUCGGCAAAAA